Molecule: messenger RNA, 1683 nt
Organism: Rhipicephalus microplus (southern cattle tick)
Lineage: Eukaryota; Metazoa; Arthropoda; Arachnida; Ixodida; Ixodidae
Gene: Pym
Product: partner of Y14 and mago
Biological process (GO): exon-exon junction complex disassembly
Cellular component (GO): cytoplasm; exon-exon junction complex
Molecular function (GO): RNA binding
Source: RefSeq, a predicted model, not a curated record
CUCGCAAUCUCGGAGGCCAUGAACCCGCUUGAACGUUUUUGCUUGCGACCGCCAGAGGGCUCCUACAAUCACGAUGGCGUCGACCGAGAUGGCUGCAUUGUAUGCGACGGACGAGAAAGGCUCCUAUAUACCUGCAACGCAAAGACCUGAUGGGACUUGGCGCAAGGCCCGACGCGUCAAAGACGGCUAUGUGCCCCAGGAAGAGGUCCCCUUGUAUGAGAGCAAGGGAAAAUUGUGGGCCAAGAGCCAGUCUGGGCACAAGUACCCUGUCGGGCUGUCCAAAGCAGAGAUCGAGGAGUACGAAGCUAAACAAGCAGCACAACAGCAGCCAGACGCUGCAAAAAAGAAGAAGAAGAAAAAGAAAGGAGCUGCCAAAUCUGCCGAGGCGUCUGCAUCUGAAGUUGCCGUGGACCAGUUGGCUGCUACCUUGGAGUCGCAGGCCAAGAUAGAAGAAUCGGCACAGCCAUCGUCAUCUGCUGACCCUGCCAAAAAGUUGCGCAACCUGCGCAAGAAGCUGCGUGACAUUGAGCAGUUGAAGAGGAGGAUAGAGUCCGGUGAAUUGGCCAACCCGGAACCAGAGCAACUUGAGAAAGUGGCACGCCAGGAAGAGAUAGAGGCACAGAUAGAAGAGCUCGAACUCGACGGCAUCGAAUGAGAAGUGCGCCGGGAAGACCAGCAGCUUGGCACACCCUGCCCUUCAACCCUACUCGAGCGUGUACCAGUGGCACGUCUCUUCCCACUGGCCAUAACGCACAACUUCUGGAGACUGCUGUGGCAGUACCAGGUACACGCCAGAGAAGCUGCGCCGAGAUGCCACUGGCCACACUCGUGUGCCCUGUCCACGAAAGGGUGUGUAGCUCUGGUCGAUCGUGGAGACGCAGUUCUGGACGCUGCGGCCUCUCUCCGGGCAGACCUCACCAUCAACCCAUUGUCACGGACAUUGUGCUGUCUUGUGCUUGAGCUGCCUCAGCCACAGGGCAGCCUGCAAGGUUUUUCAUGCAGCUACCCAUUUCCAUAAUCACUCUUGCACUCUCCCGUAUAUGACGACUCUCUUCUCAACCCCAUGUCGAGGCCAGAUGGAAGCGGCUGCCCCCAUUCUGGCUUGAGUGAACCUUAUACUUGGCCUAGUCCAAAAGGCUCAGGAACUGGUCACAAGGCGAUUUCCCAUGUGCAAGGCUGCAUUUUCAUCCUACGUUAUGUUACUUAAUGCGUAUGAUACAAAUUAAUGGUCAGCCUGGCCUAAAGAGGGAAAUGGAAUAUUGUCGAAACGUCACAUCUCGAUGUGGCGUGUGCAUUAACAUCACGCUGAAAUUUGACCCAAACAGUAAGAGACAUAUCUUUCUUGUAAGUAUGAACUCCUUAAGAGACCUUCAUUCAACAAUACAAAAAAGAUGAAUUUUUAAUUUUUAUUGUGCCAUCCAUCUGCUCACAAAGAGCCUACCAAGUCGUGUCCACGAGCUCGUUGUUGUAGCUUUAAGAAAGGCGUCUGGCUGAACUAGCUGAUCUGAAAGAAAAGCUGCAAAACACAAGGGGAUUAGUUACUGCAAUGUCUUGCAAGCCUCCUAAUGGUACAUUUUGAUAGAACGAUAAAUGGGCUCUUGUAGAAGAAAAACAGAAUAGAAUCGUAUGUAAGUGAAGAAAGGAAAGCUACUUCAACAAACCAAUAAAGUGUUAACAAAACAC